Molecule: messenger RNA, 1854 nt
Organism: Lodderomyces parapsilosis
Lineage: Eukaryota; Fungi; Ascomycota; Pichiomycetes; Serinales; Debaryomycetaceae
Exons: 1
Coding region: 1-1854 (617 amino acids)
Source: RefSeq, a predicted model, not a curated record
AUGUCAUCCUCGUUCUCUAGAUUGCCAAGAUAUAUUGGUGACACCGAUGACGAACAUUCCAUACACUUGAAACAUAUGAUUGGGAAAUCCAAUCCACUAAGAUCACCUAGAAAAGCAAUUAACCUUGGUAGGUAUCAAAAUUCGGACAGCACGACAGAAACUGAUGAACAACUACAUCGUCGGGAUGGAAUUACAAGGCCUCAAGUUGAAGAAGAAAUAUCAAUGACAUUGAAUGGCGUGCAAGAGGAUGUUGACGAAAAGGAGUUGAAUGAAUCAUAUUUAAAGUUCAUCAACAAUCAAUACGACAAUGAUUACGUUGAGGAGGACGACGAUGACUAUGUGUUAAGCGAUGACGAGACAUAUAAUGAGACUUCAGAUGAUGAAGAAAGUGAGGAGUGGAAAUAUCUGGACUACAAACGAGGGCUUUCUAAUGGAACAAGUCAUAUACAUGUGAUUGAAUCACCAAGGUUGAAAAAGUCAAUUGAUUAUAAAGAACAACAAGAUACGAGCAGUCUAGAUAAAGAGAUUUCAUCUAUACGUAAAUCUACAACAAUGCGCUCGAAGACCUGUCUUGGGUUUACAAUCGCAUAUGUGACAGUUUUAUUCGUGAUUUUGAUUAUGAUGCUAAAUAAUAAACCACUGGCUGUAGCUGGCCCCGAAGUGGAUGUUGCUGCAAUAAACACAAGGGUAGAUCAUCUUGACCUAUCCUUGCUGCAACUUCAACGCCAAACAGAAUCCACAUUGGACCGCAUAAAUUCAAAUAUUGAAGAUUUGAUCAAGUCUCUGCCAACUGCAGAUACUGAAAAAUUGAUAUAUCUAAAGCAUGGACAAGUGCAAUUAUCUCCUCAGUUUCAUCAGUUUUUGAAUCUGUUUCUUGAUUCGUACAGUCAAUCCUACAUUAAUGAUAAGCUAAAGGCAAUUAAACAAGAAAAGAAGCUAGACAAUGUUGACGAAUUAAAGGAAUACGUUGAUCAAACCAUUUCACAAUCAAUUGACUCAGUCGCUCAAAAAGUAGAGGCAAAUGUCGAUAAGAUCCUCGAUGGAUUAAAUAUUGUAAACGAUACAAUCACAACAGAUCCGAGACAAAAGAGUCGUUCUACUAGUGACAAAGUUUGGAUCAAUUCCAUGCUUGAUUUUGUUUCAAAAGGAUCAAAACUUGUCAAUUAUGCUGACUAUAAUCAAGGCUCACGUAUACUUGGAUUUUUAACAUCAGAUUUGGAUAAACACAACUUGUUGCAAAAGAUGUGGUAUGGAUGGAUCAUAUUUGCCAAGGGGCUUCAAGAUCAUAACAAUGCAAUCCAUGUACUUUUAGAGGACGACAUUUCAUGGCAAGGUGGCUACGAAAUCGGGAUACGUCUAAGUACAUCAGUAAUUCCCACCGAUAUCUUGAUUCAAUUGGAAAAUGAUGAUGCAAAAAGUCCAGUGCACGUCUCCAUUGGUUUCAAGCCAUACACAAGAUCCGGGUUUGAUAAAUUAAAGUUUCCUAAAGUUGAAGAUUCCGUUGGUCAUAAUACGAAAGCCUGUAAAUUCAAAUACAUUAAAUCAAGUCAAAUACAACCGGGUAUCAAUCAUAUCAAGUUGCCCGUCCGAUUUGUCAACUACCAAAUUCAUGGAAAGGAUAUCUAUUUCAAGUUUUCUCGAAAUGUGAGAAUAGGUAAUAUCAAGGUGUAUGGAAUAAGUGAUAUAAAUGCUGUACAAUUACAAAACAAGUUUAAAUUGUUGGUUGAUGAAUUUAAUGUUGAAGAUAGUGUGGGUGUGACCGAGUCAGAGCAAGUGAGUGAAAGUAAAGAUGCAAGUGGUGCUGAUAGAGAGGAGAUGAAAGUAUAUGAUAUAAAUGAUGAUAUAUAUUUGUAG